GGCAGCGUUGACGCAUCGUCCUUGUUUUCGUCCUGCAGCGGUUUCUUGGUUUCUUUGUCCCCGUUAAAAUAAAGAAAGUAAGGUUUCCCGGCGCAGUUCCGAGCCCGCAUCAAGUGUACGCAAAGGGCGCCCUGUCAGCAUCGCGUGCCCCGUCGCUAAUUCCACGCUCUAAUGAAGUUAUUGGGUGCGUGAUUCCUGCUCUAAUCUCUGGUCAGGCCAGCGGCGGAAGGAUCAAAAGAAGGCGCUCCGGAACUUGAGGGCUAAUUGAAAACUCGCCUCAGACUCGAAAAACUUAAACUCAAUCUCGCCGCCGGUACUGUCCUUUUACGCCGAGGUUUCGAAAAUCGGAAGUCGCGAUGAAGUUGGUCGUGUAUCUCUACUUGUCCAUGAUUGUGCUGGGCGUUCAGGCCUGGCCCAGUGUGAAGCGGUCCUUUGAGCUCUUCCCCAGCCCCGCGGUGCCGCACAAUGUGCACACGGUCUCAGAUUGCAUGCAUGUGGCCUCCGAGGCAGGUGACUACAUCUUCAAGAAGCUCAACCCCCUGAGUUCGGCCCUGAACAGGGAGGCCGCUCUACUCGAACUGGAGGCGGCUGGAGCAGCAGGCGGAGUGGGCGUGGUUCCGGGGGAUGGAGCCAGAGGAGGCGGAGGAGCAGGAACAGCGGCCGGAGCAGAUGUCCCGGAACUGCAGCCCGAGGUCUGUGGGCUUUAUGUGAUUGGGGAGCCAGACACGAUUGUGGAGAUUACAAUGAAGCACUACGACGCGAACUGCGAGACAGGAGCCCUAAUGGCGUUUGUUGACGGCUGGGAGCUGAACGGCGAGUACUUCCCGGGGAUUAAGGAUCACCACCGACCGCUGGAGGAGCGUGUUUACGAGUUCUGCAACAACUACAGGCAGUGGCCGCGAGUUAGUAACAAGAAGUUCUUCCGUUCGAGUCAGAACGCCGCUUUGCUCCAGUACCGCAUCCCCGUUCGAGGCUCCUUUGUGGCCAACGUGAGGUUCCACAAGAUCACGCAACCCUGCAAUGUGUUGGUCCAGGACACGGCUGCCAUGUACAAGAUGACCAACUUCGGCCAGGCUCGCAACUGCACCAUCUCGGCGCUCUUUCCGGCAGUGGUUUCCCUGGCCAGCUUGCGCAUAGGCGGCAAGAGCGUGAGGGCCCAGGCCAAGGCCAACUAUGAUUGUCAAUUGCCCAGUGACCGGUUAGAGAUCGGAGGAUCCUCGGGACUGGACCCCAUCGGAAUGGAGCAGGCCAGUGCCGUGUGCGGAGCCUCCAGCGAGUUGGGUCCCGAGCAGGCCCUCUUCUGCGGGGUGAGCACCGUGAGGUUGGUGUCCUCCGGCCGCUUCCAGAACCAGGCGGCCAUCGUGCUGCGGAAGGCCGACGUGCAGGACAUGGACAUCGCCACGCUCAUCUGUGCGCUCUAAACUGGAGGGCGAGCUAGGACCCCCUGUCCGAAACAAAAAUGUACAUGUUUGUAAAAAAAGAAAGUGGAAACAGUAUCCUGAUCAGCGGACAACACCUCCCCGGAGCUCCAUCGUAGUGCUUAAACUUAACUCUUAACUUAAUCCAGCUAAUUCGCAAAGUAUUCGCUACCCGAGAGGCAUCUUAGGUAAUAUAUAUAUGUAUAUCGAACAUUCUGAGUGUUGACUAUA
Messenger RNA from Drosophila biarmipes, 1649 nucleotides. RefSeq names its product corticotropin-releasing factor-binding protein. Gene Ontology annotation, molecular function: corticotropin-releasing hormone binding. The transcript has 7 exons. NCBI's taxonomy places the organism in Eukaryota, Metazoa, Arthropoda, Insecta, Diptera, Drosophilidae. Gene Ontology annotation, biological process: negative regulation of corticotropin secretion; hormone-mediated signaling pathway; negative regulation of corticotropin-releasing hormone receptor activity. Bases 357 to 1421 code for a protein of 354 amino acids. The record is from RefSeq and is a predicted model, not a curated record.